Molecule: messenger RNA, 2444 nt
Organism: Toxorhynchites rutilus septentrionalis
Lineage: Eukaryota; Metazoa; Arthropoda; Insecta; Diptera; Culicidae
Gene: nAChRalpha2
Product: acetylcholine receptor subunit alpha-like 2
Exons: 9
Coding region: 463-2160 (565 amino acids)
Biological process (GO): chemical synaptic transmission; nervous system process; signal transduction
Cellular component (GO): postsynaptic membrane; synapse; neuron projection
Molecular function (GO): acetylcholine-gated monoatomic cation-selective channel activity; transmembrane signaling receptor activity
Source: RefSeq, a predicted model, not a curated record
AAGCAGCAUCCGAGAGUGUGUGUCAACCCCGUGCUCGAUAUAGAAAAGAAAGUAUACGUCAUUUUUGCUCAACCUCAACAAAGCUCCUUUUUUUUCUCCUUCUUCGAAAAAACUAGCGCCCCUGACGGGAUGCUGAAGUUUCGCUGAUGAAUCGUUGCAUGGCGAGAUGCUGUCGAGUGGUGUGUCGUGAAAUAUCGCUAGUUUUAUCAAAUUCACGAGAAAAUAAAAGUGCUAGAGCUAAAUCCAAGUGACAAUGACGUUGAUUUAAUUAGAAUGAAAUGGUUGACGGAGUAAGAAUGCGGAAAAUUAAGUAAAUUUUGUGCUUCAGAUGCGAUGUGAAUCAGCGCAGACAUAUUUCACCAUCGGAUAGGACGCGAUCAAAAGUGACAGCUCGGCAUGCUGCGGAUGUGUGUUGAAUAUUGACAAAUAAUCGAGUAAAGCUGAGCGUUACAUAAAAAAAACAUGAACUCCACAAUAGUGACAAACAUGAAACCACUUUUUUCGUUCUGUGUAAUGUGCACCUUGUUGGCAUCAUGUGUUGCGAAUCCCGAUGCAAAGAGACUGUAUGAUGAUUUACUCAGUAAUUACAAUCGCUUGAUAAGGCCUGUCAGCAACAACACCGAUACAGUGCUGGUGAAGUUAGGGCUGCGAUUAUCACAGCUGAUUGAUUUGAAUCUGAAAGAUCAAAUAUUAACAACUAACAUCUGGCUUGAACAUGAAUGGCAAGACCAUAAAUUCAAAUGGGAUCCAACGGAAUACGGUGGUGUGACAGAGCUGUACGUACCGUCCGAACAUAUCUGGCUGCCGGAUAUUGUGCUUUACAAUAAUGCCGAUGGCGAGUAUGUGGUGACAACACUGACCAAAGCGAUUCUGCAUUACACCGGGAAAGUGAUCUGGACGCCACCGGCAAUUUUCAAAUCAUCCUGCGAGAUUGACGUGCGCUACUUUCCGUUCGACCAGCAGACUUGUUUCAUGAAGUUUGGAUCAUGGACAUACGACGGCAAUCAGAUCGACUUGAAACAUAAAAAUCAACUGAACAACUCCGACAACAUGGUUAAAAUUGGAAUCGAUCUACGGGAAUACUAUCCGAGUGUGGAGUGGGACAUCCUGGGUGUGCCAGCGGAGCGUCACGAAAAGUACUAUCCAUGCUGUGCGGAACCUUAUCCUGACAUAUUCUUUAACAUCACAUUACGCCGGAAGACCCUGUUCUACACCGUCAAUUUGAUAAUACCGUGUGUUGGCAUUUCGUACCUCUCGGUGCUCGUGUUCUACUUGCCAGCUGAUUCAGGCGAAAAAAUUGCAUUAUGCAUCAGUAUUCUGCUAUCGCAAACUAUGUUCUUCCUACUGAUAUCGGAAAUCAUACCUUCCACCUCGCUGGCGUUGCCCCUUCUCGGCAAGUACCUUCUGUUUACGAUGAUACUGGUCGGGCUGAGCGUCGUGAUCACCAUUAUCAUCCUGAACAUACAUUAUCGCAAACCGAGCACUCACAAGAUGGCACCCUGGGUCCGGAAGUUCUUCAUCCUACGUCUGCCGAAAUUGCUUUUAAUGCGGGUGCCAAAUGAUUUGCUGAAGGAAUUGGCUGCAAACAAAAUAAACUAUGGAAUCAAAAUCAGCAAAAGCAAAUUUGGCGCAGCACUCGCAGCUCAUUCGCAAAUGCAGCAAAACUCGGGCGGAUCAAGUCCGGAUUCCAUAAGGCACAUGCAAGGUCGCCCUGGGGGAUGUAACGGAUUGCACUCGACGACGGCAACGAAUAGAUUCAGUGGACUUGUGGGAGCCCUUGGAGGAGGUUUGAGUAGUCUUGGAGGUUACAACGGAUUGCCUUCAGUAAUGUCCGGACUGGACGAAUCCCUGAGUGACAUGGCACCAAGGAAGAAAUAUCCAUUCGAGCUAGAGAAAGCCAUUCACAACGUUAUGUUCAUACAGCAUCACAUGCAACGUCAAGAUGAGUUUAAUGCGGAGGAUCAAGAUUGGGGAUUUGUGGCGAUGGUAUUGGAUCGUUUAUUUUUAUGGUUAUUUACACUAGCGUCAUUAUUCGGCACAUUUGCAAUCCUGUGCGAGGCACCCUCGCUGUACGACGAUACCAAACCGAUUGACAUUGAGUACUCCAUUAUCGCGCAGAAGCUGUUCAAUCUCACCGUUAAAGAUCCCCGACAUACAUAAGCGGGUGGACCUGCUCAAGAAAGAGAGUGAAGGUGGAGAGGGCUCACAAGUUGGGUGGCCGCGCGUUCAAAAGAAGUCAAAAUUUAUAGGCUGUUCCAUUAGAAGGUUAUCCACAAUUAACAAUUGCUCUCGAGCAGAGAGAAUCGCACCGAAAGUUGUAUGUAAUUGCAAUCAUAUGAACAAAUUUUUCACAGUGUUGUUAGUAAACUAUCGGAAUUCAUGGUACAUAACCAUCAUUAGAUAUGAAGAAGUAAAUGCCGGACUAUCGACUACCGAAACAUUUU